GCGGGCCGGGGCGGGGCGCGGCGCGUCAGGGCCGAGCGGCGCGCGAUGCUGGCGGCGGCGGGCGGCUCGGGCCCCGGCGGCUCCGGGCCGGGCCUCGGCGGGGACGGGGACUUCCUGUCGCGGUACCGGCUGGUGUCGGCCAAGCUGCGGCGGCGGUUCCUGCGGAAGCCGAACGUGGCGGAGGCGGCGGAGCAGUUCGCGGCGCUGGCGCGGGAGCUGCGCGCCCAGGAGAGCCUGCCCUACGCGGCCUGGUGCCAGCUGGCCGUGGCGCGCUGCGCCCAGAGCCUCUUCCACGGCCCCGCCGAGGCGGCCGCCCUGGCCGAGGCGGCGCGGCUCUUCCUGCGCCAGGAGCGGGACCUGCGGCAGCGCCUGGGGCUGCGCGGCGGCUUCGGCGAGCACGUGGCGGCGGCGCAGAGCUGCGGCGCCUUCGCCGCCCGCCUGCACCUGGAGCGGGGGCAGCCGGCGCUGGCGGCCGGGCUGUGCCUGGAGCUGGCGGCGGCGCUGCGCGAUACGGGCCGGCCCGCCCGCGCCGCCGCGCCCCUGCAGCGGGCGGCCGAGCUGCUGGCGGCGGCGCGGCUGCCGCUGGAGGCCCUGCGCUGCCUGGCCGAGCGCGCCUCCUGCCUGCUGCUGGGCCGCGACUACGCCGGCGCGCUGGCGGCGCUGACGCGGGCGCAGGCGCUGGCCGGGGCCGGGCUGGGCCCAGGCGGCGGCGGCGGCGGGGCCGCGCCCGGCGGCGCCUUCCUGGACGUGCUGGCGCGCUGCGAGGUGUCGCGGGUGCUGCUGCUGCUGCUGCUGCAGCCGCCGCCCGCCAAGCUGCUGCCCGAGCACGCCCGGACGCUGGAGCAGUACUGCUGGGAGGCGGCGGAGGGCGGCGCGGCGCCGGGGCCUGGCGGCGGCGGGGCGGGUGGUGGGCUGCCGCCGGCAGCGAGCUACCUGCCGGCCGAGCUCUUCCUGCUGCUGCAGUCGGCCGUGCUGGCGUGCCAGGAGAAGGACGCGGAGGCGCUGAAGGUGCUGCAGGCCGAGCUCUGGCCGCUGCUCAGCGCCGAGCAGAACCACCUGCUGCACCUGGUGCUGCAGGAGAUGCUCAGCCCCGCCGGGCAGGGGCUCUGAGCGCCGCCGCUGCAGGGCCUUGCCGGGCUCAGCCUUGCUGCGCGUGGCCUCGUCGUUUAUUCCUAAUGCCGGUUCUGUAACGGGAGCGAGUAGCGCUUGACAAGCAAGCGUGCUCCUCACUCGCUCGUUCCUUGUGUUCCACCAUAAACCACCCACGUGCUGUUUGUGACCGAAGCCACCGCACCAAGCACAUGUCACCCCAGAACCAAGGGUCCGGUUCGGUGUGGUCCCGGGCUGUUCCUGACAGAACCGGCGGCAGCCUGCGGGCAGGAAAACUCUGUAGUAGGAGAUCGCCUGGGGUGCACGUGCUGGAGGGGUUGCCCAUCUAGGAGCUGAAUGUUGCUGGAGUUUCUUUUAAAAAAGGAAAAAGAAAACAAGCACAUGAAAAUGA
Falco peregrinus (peregrine falcon) is the source of this 1501-nucleotide messenger RNA. RefSeq names its product 40-kDa huntingtin-associated protein-like. Gene Ontology annotation, biological process: vesicle cytoskeletal trafficking. Bases 46 to 1110 code for a protein of 354 amino acids. The record is from RefSeq and is a predicted model, not a curated record. The transcript has a single exon. Gene Ontology annotation, cellular component: early endosome. Gene Ontology annotation, molecular function: protein binding. Lineage: Eukaryota; Metazoa; Chordata; Aves; Falconiformes; Falconidae.